Papilio xuthus (Asian swallowtail) is the source of this 444-nucleotide messenger RNA. Its product is annotated as lysozyme-like. The record is from RefSeq and is a predicted model, not a curated record. The annotation marks the transcript as partial. Gene Ontology annotation, molecular function: lysozyme activity. Lineage: Eukaryota; Metazoa; Arthropoda; Insecta; Lepidoptera; Papilionidae. The transcript has 3 exons.
UUACUCUGCCAAUGCGAAGGCAAACAGCUGUCUAGAUGCGAAUUGGUACGUCAGCUCAGGCAGAAUGGAUUCCCCGAGAAUAAAAUGAGAGAUUGGGUAUGUCUGGUGGAAAGUGAGAGCUCUCGACGCACAGACAUCAUAGGCAAACCGAAUUACGACGGAUCUAGGGACUAUGGUCUAUUCCAGAUCAACGACAGAUAUUGGUGUAGUACAACUAAUAAGCCAGGAAAGGAUUGCAACGUUACGUGCAAACAGCUUGUGACUGAUAAUAUUUCGAAAGCUGCAACUUGUGCUAAAAAGAUAUAUCAGAGACAUGGCUUCAACGCGUGGUAUGGAUGGAAAAACAAAUGCCAAGGAAAGCCACUGCCUGAUAUAAGCUCCUGCAAGAAAUAAAUGUUAACUCUUAGUGCUUAAGAGCAAUAAACGUAUAUUUUAAUAAUCAAU